AUGUCGGCCCUCACUACCCUGUUUAAGUAUGUUGAUGAAAAUCAGGAUCGCUACAUUAAGAAACUCGCGGAAUGGGUGGCCAUCCAGAGUGUAUCCGCGUGGCCCGAGAAGAGAGGUGAAAUCAGGCGGAUGCUGGAGGUCGCUGCGGCGGACAUCAAGCAGCUGGGGGGCUCUGUGGAACUGGCAGAUAUUGGGAAACAGAAGCUCCCUGAUGGGUCCGAGAUACCACUUCCUCCCAUUUUACUCGGCAAGCUGGGCUCCGACCCCCGGAAGAAAACUGUGUGUAUUUACGGACAUCUGGACGUGCAGCCGGCAGCCCUCGAGGACGGCUGGGAUAGCGAACCCUUCACCCUGGUGGAACGCGACGGCAAAUUGUAUGGGAGAGGCGCAACCGAUGAUAAGGGGCCGGUGGCCGGCUGGCUGAAUGCCCUGGAAGCCUUCCAGAAAACGAAUCAGGAGAUCCCGGUUAACGUCCGGUUCUGUCUAGAGGGCAUGGAGGAGUCGGGCUCGGAAGGCCUGGAUGAGCUGAUAUUUUCGCGGAAGGACACAUUCUUUAAAGACGUGGACUACGUGUGCAUUUCUGACAACUACUGGCUGGGAAAGAAGAAGCCGUGCCUCACAUACGGUCUCAGGGGCAUUUGCUACUUUUUCAUUGAGGUGGAGUGCAGCGACAGAGACCUGCAUUCUGGCGUGUACGGAGGCUCGGUGCACGAGGCCAUGACAGAUCUCAUCUUGCUGAUGGGCUCUCUGAUGGACAAGAAGGGAAAGAUCCUCAUCCCAGGCAUCAGUGAGGCGGUGGCCCCCGUGACCGAGGAGGAGCUGGCACUCUACGACAAGAUAGACUUUGACCUGGACGAGUACACCAGGGACGUGGGGGCAGAGACUCUGCUGCACGGGUGCAAGAAAGACAUCCUGAUGCACAGAUGGCGGUACCCGUCCCUCUCCCUCCACGGGAUUGAAGGCGCCUUUUCUGGGUCGGGGGCCAAGACUGUGAUCCCUAGGAAAGUGGUGGGCAAGUUCUCCAUCAGGCUCGUGCCGAACAUGACUCCUGAAGUUGUGAGCGAGCAGGUUACGAGCUACCUGACGAAGAAAUUUGCUGAACUGCACAGCCCCAACAAGUUCAAGGUAUACAUGGGCCACGGUGGGAAACCCUGGGUGUCGGACUUCAAUCACCCUCAUUACAUGGCUGGGAGAAGAGCCCUGAAAACAGUGUUUGGUGUCGAGCCGGACUUGACCAGGGAAGGUGGCAGUAUUCCCGUGACUUUGACCUUUCAGGAAGCCACAGGGAAGAAUGUUAUGCUGCUGCCUGUGGGCUCAGCCGAUGAUGGCGCCCACUCCCAGAACGAGAAACUCAACAGGCUUAACUACAUAGAAGGAACCAAGAUGCUGGCUGCGUACCUGUAUGAGGUGUCUCAGCUGGAGAAGUGAGACGGCCCGUCUUCCCCGGAGCACUGCCGGAGGAGUCCCGCCCUCUGCCCCCGCCCCGUGCUCUCUUCUGAUCGCUGAGGAGAGCAAAGCCCAUCUCUCUCCUUUCCCUCUUGUCAGACUGGAUGACAGCUGAGUUCUCAGAGGAGGUCAGCGUGAGGGUCUCUGGAAAAUAGCCAAGGUCUGAAAGCGCACGUUCUGCGGGAGGUUCUGGUUGGCAUCCAGUUGGGCUGAACAGAGGUCUGGGUGCUUUCUGUCCCAUCUCUGCUUCCUGACUAAGGCUCGUGCGCACUCAGGAUAUUAA
This is a messenger RNA of Puma concolor (puma), 1729 nucleotides long. RefSeq names its product carnosine dipeptidase 2 (gene CNDP2). Gene Ontology annotation, cellular component: cytosol. Gene Ontology annotation, molecular function: metallodipeptidase activity. Lineage: Eukaryota; Metazoa; Chordata; Mammalia; Carnivora; Felidae. Gene Ontology annotation, biological process: proteolysis. The record is from RefSeq and is a predicted model, not a curated record.